AUGGUUGAUGGUGGCUGCGCUCGUAGUUCGAGCUGCCUAAGGCUCAUCGGUAUAAGCAACAUUAUCGUCAGACACGUGAGACCAGAUAUUUCAUGGUCUCGUUGGUCCGAGCGAUAUCAUCACCCGACUCGUGAGAUCCAGGUCAAAAUAGCAAAGAAGAGUCAAAAUGGAGCAAAAGAGUCAAAUCACCAAGUUCCCAAGUCUAGAGCACCAAAUCUACAUUUCUCGCUAAAGACCAAACCGGAGCAUCCGAAGUACGACCGCAUAUUCAUGCCUUCCCGACGUCCAAAAGUCAUGAUUCUUAUAUGGAAAGAUAGAUAUUUGAGUCAUGACCCGCGGCGAAGUGGAAAGAGGUCAUUUGGAUCACUCGUUGGACCGGAACUUAUUUUCUACCAAGACAUGUCCGACGAGCGCCUAAGUAGAGCCCAUGGAGACUUUGAUGGAUCAAGAGGCCCGAGAUACCGCGCCCAAGGCCUUGGCUCAUCUUGA
Microthlaspi erraticum is the source of this 489-nucleotide messenger RNA. The record is from the annotation of a GenBank genome assembly. Lineage: Eukaryota; Viridiplantae; Streptophyta; Magnoliopsida; Brassicales; Brassicaceae.